Messenger RNA from Zymoseptoria tritici IPO323, 11778 nucleotides. RefSeq lists its product as uncharacterized. The record is from RefSeq and is a predicted model, not a curated record. Gene Ontology annotation, biological process: DNA repair; regulation of DNA-templated transcription. The coding region runs from base 25 to 11613 and encodes 3862 amino acids. Lineage: Eukaryota; Fungi; Ascomycota; Dothideomycetes; Mycosphaerellales; Mycosphaerellaceae. Gene Ontology annotation, molecular function: protein binding; transcription coregulator activity. The transcript has 2 exons. Gene Ontology annotation, cellular component: SAGA complex; NuA4 histone acetyltransferase complex; nucleus.
GCUCACGCACAACAGGUUACAACUAUGGCGGACCGUCAGAUGGAAACGAUUGAAGGCAAGCUGCAAGACGCUUCGCUGGACAUCAAGACCAAGGCCAAUGUUCUCACGGAACUUCGAGACUCGCUGGAUCUCUACUGCUCAUCGCCCAACUACGGCACCUUUCUGGCAAAGUUCGUGCCCAUCUUCCUGAACAUCCUCAGCGGAUCACCUGUGUUCACCUCCACAUCGCCUGAACAAAAGAUCCGGCAAUGUGCACUCGAGAUCUUCCAUCGAUUACCCGUGGCAGCGGAUGUCGGCGCGAUGGAACCAUAUGCGGCAAAGAUUGUGGACAAGUGCUUGGAAUUGGUCAAGGUGGAGAAUGAGGAAAACUCUGUGCUAUGUCUGAAGAUUGUUAUGGACUUUUGUCGAUACCACACCAAGACCUCUGGGGUUGCGGAGAGGGCUCAGCCGUUCUUGGAGCUCAUCAUGGAGAUCUUCGACAGUAUGGACCAGACCGUGAAGGACACAUUCGAGUCGCAGACACCGAUACCUGCUACUGCAGCACCGGGCACACCGAGUAAUACCGGAACUCCUGGUUCGCCUGUAGCAUCGUCCUCGCAGUCAUUACUGCCAGACCCAGCUGCGGAAACACAAACGACAAGACAACUGAUCAAGGGCAUGCACAGCUUCAAGGUCGUGGCUGAGUGUCCGAUAAUAGUGGUAUCAAUAUUCCAGGCCCACAAGCAUCUUGCACCCAAGAACGUCGGACAGUUCACACCUCGAAUCAAGAACGCCAUACUUCUACAAGCUGGACCACAAAAGAAGGCACACGAGGAGGCUGAGCAGAAUGGGACAGUCUUCACUGGCCUGGCGAAAGAGAUCAGAGCAAAAGGACAAGCGAGUGCAUUUGGCGAUCUGGUUACGGCUCAGGUUAAGACCAUGUCCUUUCUGGCCUACAUUCUUCGUGCGUAUCGAGAAUCUCUUUCGGACUUCCUCCCAAUCCUGCCACAUCUCACAGUACGGUUACUGAGAGACGUUCCGCGGAGUCAUACCGCAACACGGAAGGAGCUUCUUGUUGCUAUAAGACAUAUCAUCAACUUCAACUUCCGAGACGUCUUCCUACCGGUUAUCUUGCCACUGCUGGAUUCGCGGACGCUGGUCGGGGACUCACUGACGGCAGAUAUAACAUUACGGCCGCUAGCGUACACCAUGCUGGCUGAUCUCAUCCACCAUGUGAGGGAGCGAUUAAACGCUGAGCAGAUCUCCAAGGUCGUCCAGGUGUACGUCGGACACCUCACGGGCGAUGAUGGUGUUGAGGUCCCGGGCACAAGCUAUCAGACUAUGAGUGCGAAGCUUCUGCUUAAUAUGGCCGAAUGCAUGUCCAAGGUUGAAGAGAAGAAGGAUGCUCGAUUCCUCAUGAUGAGCGUGCUCAACGGCAUCGCCGACAAGUUCGCUGCCAUGAAUCGUGCAUACCCAAACGCCGUGAAGCUUUACCGCCAGCAGCAAGAAGUCGCAUCCUCGGCAGACGGCACACCUCUAUCGGAUAACUAUCUCGCCGACAAGGACAACAAGCCAGAUUGGGACGAGACCGACAUUUUCAGCGCCACACCCAUCAAAGCUGUGAAUCCCAGAGAUCGAGCGACAGAUCCCGUCACGGAGAACAAGUUCCUCUUCAAGAACUUGCUACAAGGACUUAAGCAAUUCUUCUACCAACUCCGCAACAGUAAUCCACCUCGAAUCAAGGAUGAAGUCGAUACGGCAAAUGCUCCACCACAUUGGGGCGAAUUGUCCUCCGGCUUCGAGGCGGAAGAAGUCGAAGUGCUUCUCAAGCUCUUCCGCGAGGGUGCAACGUGUUUUCAGUACUACGCUCCCCUCGAUCAAGGUGCGGACGCCACACCUGAAGCGACAUCAAGUCUGUCAGCCACUGCCAACUCGAAGGAGGAGAAAGAUCUGCUUGAGACCUUUGCGACAAUCUUUCACCAUCUGGAUCCGGCUGUGUUCUACGAAAUCUUCACAUCGGGCACUCCUUCUGGCAUCAACUUCUUGUAUGAGCAGAGCUUCAAGCACUCGGCUUUGCUGCACAUUCCACAAUUCCUGCUCGCGAGCGAGGCGACCAGCUCUGCAUUCUGUGGCAUGCUGCUGAAGUUUCUCAUGGGUAAACUUGAUGAAGUUGGCGAGAGUGAUGGUGUCAAGACUUCAGUACUAUUGAGACUGUUCAAAUUGUCGUUCAUGGCGGUGACGCUGUUUUCGCAACACAACGAGAACGUGCUCCUUCCUCAUGUCCGCGAGUUGAUCACCAGAUCGAUCGAGCUGUCCGUCACCGCAGCCGAGCCGACGAAUUACUUCCUCCUCUUGAGGUCGUUGUUUCGCAGCAUAGGAGGUGGGCGAUUCGAACACCUCUACAAAGAGAUCUUGCCUCUCCUUGAGAUGCUGCUUGAAGUGCUCAACACCCAACUCGCCGCCGCACCAGAUGGCAGCACGCGAGAUCUGUUCGUCGAGCUCUCCCUCACAGUUCCCGCCCGACUCAGUCACCUCCUACCACAUCUUUCCUACCUCAUGCGGCCUCUCACAGUCGCUCUCCGAUCUGGCGAUCAAUCCGAACUUACCGCACAGGGUCUCCGUACCCUCGAACUUUGCGUCGACAAUCUCACAGCCGACUAUCUCGACCCCAUCAUGCAGCCAUGGAUGGAAGAUAUCAUGGGCAGCCUCUGGCGGAUGCUGAAACCAGCCAGCAUUACAGGGGCUAGCAUGAACGGUGCCAAUGGCCAGACUGUGAGCACAGGUCAUCAAGGCGCACACACAGCUGUGAGGAUUCUGGGCAAGCUGGGCGGCAGAAAUCGACGCUUCUUGACGAACCCUCCGGAUCUGGAGUUCAGGGAGUAUGCCGAUGAUGAGGCGAGCUUUGAUGUCAGAUUCAUCGGCGCUGUCAGCAAUGGAGGCGAGCGACCUCUGCCAGCAAGGUUGGGAAUCGACACUGCAAUUGACAAGCUUUGGGAGGUUCCUAAAACUGCACCGGCGAAGAAGGCGGAUGAGUUCCACAAGCGCCAGGCGUUCAAGUUCAUCACUUCUCAUGUCAAGCUGCUGGUCGGGUCGGACAAUCUUCCCGAUGACAUGGCUCGGCUGGUCAGACUGCAGGCAGACGACCUCGCGACGAAGAACUUUGACUUCGGAUCGGACUUGUUCUCCAUCUCAGAGCGGUCCAAGUCGACAGUCAAGAAAGAUGCCCAGCAACACACCUUACUCAAGCUAUUGAAGGCGAUCAUCUACGCAACCAGCAUCGAGUCGCUGAAAGAUGAAGCCGGCAAGUUCCUCCAAGGCAUUUACCGCCACUUCAUGAUCGUCGAGCUCGGCGUCGCGGUCGCGAAGGAGAAGCAUAAGAGGCGUCCCUUUGACGUCCGCUCGGGAGAAGGUCCAGUGUACGUUGAAACGAUUGUGCUCGCUGAUGCAAUUUGCCAAAGCUUGGCAUCGGAGCAGAAGACUAUCCGUGAGGUGGCUGAGAAUGCUAUGCUGUCUUGCCUCAAAAUCGCGUCGACCAUCUUCGGCGAUGCGCAGAAAGCGGAGUGUCUACCUUUCUUCUCUCGUCUCGCCGAGGCAUUCUGUCAUGCUUGCUACGAAGAGGAGUGGUUCACGAAGUCAUCUGGCUCGUUGGGCAUCGGCAUCCUCACUGACACCGACAAGAUGGGAUUCUCCGACGCUUGGCUGACGGAACGAAUGGCGGAGAUGUUGAAGGCACUACUCUUCGUCAUCAAAGAUAUGCCGCAGGAAUUGCCUGCGAACAUAAGAGUUCAGGCAAAGGACACCAUCAUCACCGUCGCGAAGCGCUUUGCCACCUCUGGCAUCGAGAAGAAGGAAGACCUCGAGAACAAGGAGAGCAAGCUCAGAGUCCUGACCCAGACUCUGGUUUCCGAAACGAGCCACAUGAACCGCCAUGUCAGGGAGGCUUCACAGCAGACUUUGAGGACGCUUGCGGCGCAUCUUGAUAUGCAGCUUCACGAACUAAUCUUGCCGGUCAAGACGGUUCUGACGGAGCACAUUUUCAUCAAGCCGUUGCGUGCGCUGCCUUUCACCGCGCAGAUUGGGUAUAUUGAUGCCAUCAACUUUCUGCUGGACAUGCCGAACGAGAAGGAGAUCCUGCCUUUCGAGGACAACCUGAAUCGACUGCUCUUCGAGACGCUCGCGCUCGUGGACGCGGACGAUGAGAGUCUGGCGCCGAAGCCGUACGAGUAUCGCACUGCGGAGUCCAUCGUGCGGUUGAGAGUUGCUGGUCUCAAGCUCUUGACCACGGCCAUUCGACUUCCCGGUUUCAGCCCAACAGCUGCGCCUGCACCCGGCCAGACUGGCCAACCGCCUAACAAUCAGCAUCGUGCGAGAGUAAUAAGCAUAUUCUUCAAGUCGCUGUACAGCAAGAACAAAGAAGUCGCAGGCGCUGCGAAUGCCGGACUGAAGAUAGUAUUGCAGUCGACAUCAAAGUUGCCGAAAGAUUUGCUGCAGAAUGGCCUUCGACCAAUUUUGAUGAACGUGCAAGACCCGCGCAAGCUUUCUGUGGAAGGUCUCGAAGGUCUGCGGACGCUCCUGCAGCUUCUGCACAACUACUUUAAGGUCGAGAUAGGUACUCGGCUGCUGGACCACAUGAAGGCUAUCGCGGAUCCACCCACGCUGCAAAAGGUCUCUUUCACCCUGAUUGACGCACAGCCCAAGAUGAAAGUUGUUACUGCCAUCUUCAACGUCUUCCACUUGCUCCCUAGUCAGGCUGCACAGUUCCUCCAAGAUCUCGUGGACCGGGUUUUGUCGUUGGAAGAAGCGCUCCGGAGAACGAGAAGCAGUCCGUUCCGUGAGCCGCUGAUUAAGUAUCUCAACCACUACCCGAAUGAGUCUUGGACAUACUUCAGUGAGAAGAUGAAGGAUGAGAGGCGGGGCAAGUUCUUUGCGCAAAUGCUGGCCGACAAAGAGAGUGGUGCGUUGAGGGAGAAGGUUCUCAAGGAGAUUGAUGGCUUGAUUGAGACGUUCGCUGGCGAGGGAUCGGAGGAGGACAAGGCCCAGGCGGCUGUCAACUCCAUCCAUGCCGCGUAUGCGAUUUGUCAGUUCCCUGACACGGCCAAGCAAUUGCUCGAGAACGAGAAGGCUCGCAAGGCGCUUGUCGAUGCGGCAAAGUCGGUCUUAACGCAACUGCAACGUGGCACGCUGCCCAAAAACUUGCGCCUCGCGGCUACGCAGUGCGCGGAACAGAUCAUGGAUGUUCUGAUCACGUACAUGAAGCUGCAACCGAAGGAUUUGGACACGCUGUUCGACAUCUUCGAUUCGUGCAUCAAGGGCGAAUUGCAGCAGUGUCCGUCUCUCAUUGCGUUCCUGUACAAGCACAUCAUCGUCAACGAGGACGUGGACUAUCAGCGAUCGAUCCUCACCCGAUGCCUGGACAUCUACGCAGCCAAGGACACGCCGCAGAAGUUGAAGUGGUUCGUCUUCAGGAUGCUGUCAAACCCAAUUCUGGCAAACGAUGUCAUGCGAAAUUGGGACUUGCUGUUCCAGCCGAAUCAGAAGGGCACCGCGCUGAUGGACAAGGCGUUCACGGACCAGUUCCACUCAAAGUUAUGGCGACCACAAUCCGUGUCUGACAUCUCCGACGACAACACCUACGGUGUGGACCAUAGUCGCAUGGAGUUGCUGCAAACUUCCGCGUUCCUGAUCAAGUACCACCACAGCAUGGUGCAAGACGCUCGCAAGGACCUCAUCAAGUUCGGCUGGAAUUACAUUCGACUGGACGACCACAUCAACCGUUUCGCGGCGUAUUGUCUUAUAUCAUACUUCAUCCACCACUACGAGACGCCGCCUAAGAUAGCAAUGCAGGUGUACAAUGCUCUGCUCCGCGCACACCAGGCCGAGGGCAGGAACAUUGUCAUGCAGUCUCUCGAAGUGCUGGAGCCAGUGCUGAAGAAACGCCUCGGAGGCCCGGAAGGUCGCCAGAGCGUCUGGGCGAGAUUGCCGCGCAAGAUCCUGAGCGAGGAGAUUAGCAAUGUUCAGCAGCUCACCAGCGUGUACAACUUCAUCGUCCGCCAUCCGGACUUGUUCUACGACGCCCGCGACUCUUUUGCGCAGAUCAUCAUUGCGUCGAUGAAUAAGGUCGCUUCCUUGCCGAGUUCGAGCGUCGAGACGAGGAAGCUGGCGCUCAACUUGUUCACGCUGAUGUUCAAGUGGGAGGAACGUACGGUGAGGGAACAUGGUUCACUGGCGGGUGCUGAGUCCCCGACUGGUGAAGCGAAUACCAAUCCGAAGAAGGCGGCUGUUGCGCCGGCUCAUGCGAGGUUGACGUUUGUCAAGUAUAUGGUGCAGUUCAUCGCGACUGUGCCGGAGCGGUUCCCAUGUGGGCCGCCGAAGAUCAAGGAGGGCAAUGCGGCGAAUGCGAAAGAGACGCCGCCGCCCGAGACGGUCACCAAGACAAUGGAUCUGCUGCUCAAGUUGCUGUCUGCGCCGUACUGGGAUGAUGUCGACAUUGAUGCCAUGUUCCCCAAAGUCACCGAGCAGAUUCUGUGUGGGGAUCAUAAAGCUGAGGAGAAGUUGGAGGUGUGGAUUACACGACAAGUCAACACGAUCCAGAUCGUCAAGGUUAUGCUCAACUCGAGAUCGGACGAGUGGGUCGUGGCCCGACUCCCGCAGUUGCAGAAGAUGCUCGCGAAGCCGUUGAAGAGCGAGCAUUUGGAGAUACAGGAGGCGCUGCACAAUGCUGAUAUUGCGGAGAAUGUGGUGCCCAAUUUACCGCCAGUAUUGCAGCGUGCACUGGAGCCGAUUCCGAUUCCGCAGCCUGAUGAGGAGUUGCCGGACGCGGAUUCGCCGACGGAUGAGUUUGUUACGUUCUUGACUACCACCGCUGGAGAUGCGCUGAAUGGAACGGGACAUGUGGCCGGUAUCAAUAUCCUAUGGAUCAUGUCGAAGAGAAAGCCAGAGGAUAUCGAUCCGCAUAUUACGGCGUUGCUCAAGACGCUGCAGACGAAGCUUGCAAAGGAUCAUCUGGCUGCGCUCAUGGCUCCGCAAGCUGCUCUUGCACAAGGCAUGCAGCCGCCCGCCAACAACCCGCAAGAAGCGGAGGUGACUAUUAACAUGAUCAUCAAGGUCAUCGAGAUGUUGUCCACUCGGAUCAGUACUCUGGGCGAACAGCGUCGGCCAUACCUCAGCGUGCUGGCUUCGCUCGUGGAGCGCUCGACAAACAACCCGCUCUGCGAGAAGAUUCUCAGCCAAGUUGACAGCUGGGUGUUCCAUCCUACCGAGCCGGUGCCGACACUCAAGGAGAAGACGGCGGUCUUGCAGAAGAUGCUCCUGUUCGAGAACCGCGCUGAUCCGACGUUGUACGGGAAGUUUAUGAACCUCGUCAUCCGCAUCUACGAGGACCCAAAGAUCACUCGCUCAGAAUUGGCGGUGCGCAUGGAGCAUGCCUUCCUCAUCGGCCUGCGGAGUUCCGACAUCGACAUGCGCUCGCGCUUUAUGACGAUCUACGACAAAGCGCUGAGCCGAUCGACUAGCAAUCGAUUCUUCAAGCUUAUCAGCGAGCAGCAGUGGGAUGUCUUGGCCGAGACGUUCUGGUUGAGUCAGGUUAUUCAAUUGAUGUUCGGAUCGUUGGAUCAGAAUUCGGUUGUGCAUUUGCAUCAGGAGGAUUUCAGGUGUUUGCCUGCUUCAAAGGUCUUCAGCACGUAUACCAGCGAUGCGAGGCUGGGGGAUGUGUUGGUGGAUGAUUCGUUGGAGGAGUUACUGGUGCAGGAGAAGUCGUUCAUGAAUGAGCUGAGUACUGUUCGCGCGAGGGAGAUUUUGGUACCUCUGGCGGACAUUCAGCAUACGGACUGGCAGCUCGCGCAUGACAUCUGGGUGGCGUACUUCCCGAUGGUGUGGUCGACGCUCAACAAGGAAGACCGUGAGGAUAUCGAGGCGGGACUUGUCGCGUUGCUCACCAAGGACUUCCACCAGCGCCAAGUUGAUCGGAGGCCAAACUGCGUGUCGACGUUGUUGGAGGGCAUUGCUAAGGCGCGGCCGCGGGUCAAGUUCCCGUCGCAUGUGAUGAAGUACCUGGCCAAGUCGUACGAUGCGUGGUAUAUCGCUGCGACUUUCAUGGAGGAUCUGGCAAUGAAGCCAAUUGUUGAUACAGCGAAUGUCAGGGAGAGCAACCUGGAUGCGCUGGUUGAGACGUACGCUGGUCUGGAAGAGAGUGAUUUGUUCUACGGCACUUGGCGACGCCGUGCAGCCUAUGUCGAGACGAAUGCUGCGUUGUCGUAUGAGCAGAACGGCAUCUGGGACAAGGCGCAGAACAUGUACGAGCAGGCACAGGUCAAAGCUAGGACCGGAUCUCUGCCCUACUCGCAAGGCGAGUACAUGCUGUGGGAAGACCAGUGGGUGCUUUGCGGGCAGAAACUGCAGCAGUGGGAUGUGCUCGGCGAGUUUGCGAAGCACGAGAACAUCAACGACCUCUACCUGGAAGCCAUGUGGCGCAACUACGAGACAUGGCAGACGACCGAGAAUCGGGAACACCUGGAGACUGUUAUCAAGGCCGUCAGUGACGCGCCGACUCCGAGGAGGAUGUUCUUCCAGGCGUUCAUUUCGUUGUUGAAGUUGCACAACAAGACGGAGAAUCCGCAGGAGUUUGCUCGGAUUUGUGAUGAGAAUAUCCAGCUGUCGAUCCGAAACUGGCACAAGCUACCGCGGCGCAUCACGAAUGCGCACAUUGGACUGUUGCAGAACUUCCAGCAGUUGGUGGAGUUGCAUGAUGCUAGUGUCAUUUGUCAGAGUUUGGCGCAGACCAAUGCAGGGAAUUUGGAUACCAAAUCGCAGGAGCUGAAGGUGUUGCUGAGCACAUGGCGUGAUCGUCUGCCGAACUUGUGGGACGACAUCAAUGCCUGGCAAGACUUGGUGACUUGGAGACAGCACAUCUUCCAGCUCAUCAACGGCACGUACCUCAGCUUGCUGCCGAAUAAUGGCGCCAACGCGACGGGCAAUUCUUAUGCGUAUCGAGGGUACCAUGAGACGGCGUGGAUCAUCAAUCGCUUCGCUCAUGUUGCGAGAAAGCACCAGAUGCCGGAGGUGUGCAUUACGCAACUCAGCAAGAUCUACACUCUGCCGAACAUCGAGAUCCAAGAAGCUUUCCUUAAGCUGAGAGAGCAAGCAAAGUGCCAUUACCAGAACCCGAGCGAGUUGACGAAUGGACUGGACGUCAUCAACAACACCAACCUGAACUACUUCGGGCCGCAGCAGAAAGCGGAGUUUUACACGCUCAAGGGUAUGUUCCUCAGCAAGCUCAAUCAAAAGGAAGAAGCUAGUGACGCUUUUGGCUCGGCGCUGUUCUUUGACAUCAAGCUGCCCAAGGCUUGGGCUGAGUGGGGACGCUACAGUGACAAGCUGUUCAAGGAGGAGCCGACCAACUUGGAGCUGGGAUCGAAUGCGCUGAGCUGCUACCUCGAAGCCGCGGGACAAUACAAGAGCGCCAAGUCGAGGAAGUUGCUAAGUCGCAUCUUGUGGCUGCUCAGUCUGGACGACGCGGAGGGCCAGCUAUCACAGAAGUUCUACGACUAUCAUGGUGAUCAUCCGUGGUGGUACUGGGUCACGUUCAUUCCGCAACUGCUUAACAACCUAUCUCGGUCCGAGAGUGAAGCCAAUAUCGCUCAUCAGAUCCUCACGAACCUGGCCAAGACGUAUCCGCAAGCGCUGCACUUCCAACUGAGGACUUCGCAUGAGGAUAUGCAGGUCAUUCGCAAGUCGCAGUUGCUGCGCGAGCAGAAGGAGAAGGCGCAGAAGGCGAAGCAGCAGGCUGGAGAGGCGGUUAAGACGGAGUCGCCGGCGAGACCGGAGAGUGGUGAUGGGAGUCAGUCGAGACCUGCUACUGCGACUAGUGGUGGGGAGGCGGUGCAGGCUAGUGGUAAUGCCACUGCCGGUGAGGAUACCAAGAUGGAGGGCACUGAGGAGGCGAAGAAGGAAGAAGCGCCGAAGCCGAAGAAACCGUGGGAGCACACCGAGCUGCUUGUCAUCACGCUUCGCACUGCGUUCCCGCUGCUGUACGCUUCGAUGGAAGCUAUGGUUGAGCAGAUUCAGCGUCACUUCAAGUGUCCUCCGGAUGAAGAUGCGUACCGGCUUAUCGUGGCAUUGUUGAACGAUGCUCUGAGCUAUGUCGGUCGGUCGCCUUCUUCGUUCACCGCGGAGAAUAAGCUUCCACCGCAGACGGAGGCGAACAUUACUCGCUUUGCGGAGAGCAUCUUGCCGCCGCACAUUCGCAAGGCUUUCGAGAUGGACUUUGUUACCAAGAAGCCGACCAUGCUGGAGUACAUUGUCAAGCUGAGGCGAUGGCGCGACAAGCUUGCUGAGCGGCUCGACCGGAGAUCAUCAACUUUCCACCUCGCUGAGUCGACUCACCUCAGUGGCUUCCGCUUCGUCUGGUUUGACGAGGUCGAGAUCCCGGGGCAAUACCUCCAGCACAAGGACAAGAACCAGGACUUUGUUAGAAUCGAACGCUUCCUGCCUGUUGUCGACCUUGUACGAGGUGUGGCGGGCUGUCAUCGCAGACUCAAGAUUCGCGGUCACGACGGCAGUGUCCAUCCAUUCGCUAUCCAGCAUCCUGCGCCGCGACACAGUCGACGUGAAGAGCGUAUCUUGCAGCUGUUCCGGAUCUUCAACAGCACCCUUUCUAAGAAGAAGGAGUCGCGGAGGAGAAAUCUGCAGUUCCAUCUGCCGGUCAUGGUUCCGCUUUCGCCUUCGAUUCGCAUGAUCCAGGAUGAUGCUUCGUAUGUCACACUGCAAGCGGUGUAUGAGGACUAUUGUCGCCGGAAUGAGCUGGACAAGGACGAGCCGAUCAUGUUUACCAUGGAGAAGAUGCGCAACAGCUCGCCGAUGAAGCAGGACCAGUGGCUCAACAUGCGCAUCGAGUCGCUCAAUUACGUGCAGGAUCGUUACGUGCCCAAGGAUUUGGUGCGCAACUACUUCGCCGCGACGUACCCGUCUUACGACUCGUUCUGGCUGUUCCGGAGGCAAUUCUCCUACCAGCUGGCGGCGUUGACGUACAUCACUUUCACGAUGUACAUGACGGUGCGCUACCCCAACAAGAUGCACAUCGCGAAGGGGAAUGGCAACAUCUGGGGUUCGGAAUUGUUGCCAUUUAUGCUGGCCAACCGACCGAGCUUCCACCAGCCAGAGCCGGUACCUUUCCGUCUGACACCCAACUUGCAAGUCCUGAUGGGCCCGAUUCACACCGAAGGCAUCUUCACCUGCGCACUCAUGGCCAUCGCCCGCUGCCUCACCUCCGACAGCACCGUCUCCACGACGCCUCCCGCAGCAGCAGCCGGAGUCAACGCCGCCGCUCCCUCCACCGCCGUCGCCGCCCCGCACGACUCCGCCCACUCCAACUCCGAACUGGAACACCACCUCUCCAUCUUUAUUCGCGAUGAGAUCCAGUUCUGGUACACGAAUUCCCACCGCGGGCAGAAGGAGAUCGAUAUGAGAGACCAUGUCCAGAGGAACGCGGAUGCGAUUGUGAACAAAGCGGUCGUGUUGGCGAAAGAGCCGACGGGGAAUAAUUUGCCGGCGUGUCAGAGUGCGUUGGAUUUGAUUGCCAAGGCGACGAAUCCGGAGAAGUUGAGUCAGACGGAUUUGAUUUGGAUGCCGUGGUUGUAGGGAAGGGAGAAGCAUGGAGGAGAGGGAGGGAGGGAGGAAAGGAAUUGAUGUGAUGCGAUGCGCUUCAGCGAGGCGUUUGGAGGGAAGGGAAUGGAGGGUGGAGACAAAUUGUUGGGUCAGUUUAGCGUGGCGUUGUGGUUGUGUAUUUGAGUGAAAGAGUGGUAG